Messenger RNA from Macrosteles quadrilineatus (aster leafhopper), 1444 nucleotides. Its product is annotated as palmitoyltransferase ZDHHC23-like. Bases 179 to 1279 code for a protein of 366 amino acids. Gene Ontology annotation, cellular component: Golgi apparatus; endoplasmic reticulum. NCBI's taxonomy places the organism in Eukaryota, Metazoa, Arthropoda, Insecta, Hemiptera, Cicadellidae. The record is from RefSeq and is a predicted model, not a curated record. The transcript has 6 exons. Gene Ontology annotation, molecular function: protein-cysteine S-palmitoyltransferase activity. Gene Ontology annotation, biological process: protein targeting to membrane; peptidyl-L-cysteine S-palmitoylation.
AGUCACAAAGUUUAACAUUUUGCUGUUUAUAAAAGAAGAAAUCAAAAUUUGGUCUUUUAAAUAAUCAUUACAUAUUAUAAUUUUAAAACAUUUGUUACCCUGAGGAAUUAUAUAUAUUUUUUAAAAUUAAGAACAGAAACGAAAUAUGUCUAGCUCUCCGUAAUUUUAGUUGGAUUCUAUGGAUGACGAAGAGAGAUCAUUAAACUUGUGUUGUUGUGAAUAUAUUGAUGCAAAUGAUGAAAGAAAUCACAUAUUAGGGUGCUGCUGCAACUGCUCUGAGCUAGACAUGUGUAUUGAUAAGUUAUUUAAGUGUCAAGGUAUGGCCCCUAGAACAUUUGCUCGUCUCUUUUCUGUGCUAAAAGACAGAUUCCGCAUCCCAUGGCGGGGAGGUGCCCGACAGCUCAAUAUUGACUCGAUCAUCCCUAUCAUUCUGCUCCCGGCUCUAGGCUACAUAGCUGCUCAAGGAGUGUGGAUAUCCGUCGUAGUAUUUACAUCGCUUCCGAUAUUUCUCAUCUACACACAUUACAUAUUCAUGAGAAUUUCUUCUCAGACAAAGUUCUUCUACGUUUGGACUCUAGUGUCAGUGAUACUGAUUGUGAGUGUGUUCGAGGUGCCCGUGGUGGUCACUUUAGACAUUCAGCCGGAAGAACACAAGAUGUUUUUAUUAUUUACAAUCUUGAUGGUCUUUUGCGGUGUAAAAACUCGACUAACUGCUGAACAGUCGCAUGUCAAAGGUGAUGUUAAGAUAGAUGAGAGUUUACUAGAGUGCGCAGUGUGUCACAAAAGCGUUCUGCCGAGAACGUUUCACUGCUGCAUUUGUCGGACGUGUAUCAUCAAGAGAGAUCAGCACUGUGCCUGGUUAGACUGCUGCAUCGGGGAGAGCAAUUAUCGCUGGUUCAUGGCUACAUUGGUGACUGCAGUGUGUCAGCUAGCUCUGUGUUCUAACCUCAUCCUCACCACGGCCUGUCAUCCGUUCACAGUGUUUGCGACGAUCAUGCUUCCAGACGAUUGCAGCGACGUUUACUUCGACAUUCUAUAUGCCACCAUUUUUGUGACAGCCCUGUAUGCCAUCCUUGCCUUGUUGUUCCUGAUUGUUCUUCUUCUUCACGAGUGUUGGCUCAUUUCCCUCGGGAUGACGGGUCACGAGUGGCGCAAUGUCUCUGACAGAGUUUGCUGUGGUGUCCGUUCCAACAGGCCAUACAGUAAAGGUUUCUUACGCAACUGGACUGAUUUCUUUUUAGGUUCUCGCUCAAAACAAAUGUCAACAAUGAUCAUAUGAAGAAGGAAUAUCGUGAGGAAAUCCCUCAACGUAAGACUCUUAAGAAAUGUUCACAUAUGACUUCUAAAGUCAUCGCUACACAUCAUUCUAGUCGACUGUUUGUCAGUAUGAAUUGUUGGGUAACUUGUUAUGUUACAUUUUAUAGCAUUAUGUAUUCUCAUGGUG